This is a messenger RNA of Ostrea edulis (European flat oyster), 1022 nucleotides long. RefSeq names its product chymotrypsinogen A-like. The record is from RefSeq and is a predicted model, not a curated record. Gene Ontology annotation, molecular function: serine-type endopeptidase activity. NCBI's taxonomy places the organism in Eukaryota, Metazoa, Mollusca, Bivalvia, Ostreida, Ostreidae. The transcript has 7 exons. Gene Ontology annotation, biological process: proteolysis. Bases 123 to 965 code for a protein of 280 amino acids.
AUUGGUACCAUAUUAUGAUCGUGAUAGACUUCUGAUAAGGCAUACUUUAGUUUAAUGACACAGUCUGAAGAUAACGGAGCAGUGGCGACAAUCUGGGCGCAUUGAAUUACACAUCAACUACAAUGCUAUUUUUAACAAUUUCCAUUCUCCUGGUAUUCGAUUCAGCAUGGGGCUCAAUUCCCAACAACACAGGCUGUGGGGUGCCGUUCUACGCACCAGACUCACCGGUGAAGAGAGUGGUGGGAGGGGAUCAAGUGGCCCCCAAUAGUUGGCCGUGGAUGGCGCUGCUGAAGUUUGAUGGUCGUUUAACUUGUGGGGGUACGGUGGUGCGAAACAAUAACAACACCAUGGUUAUUAUCACCUCGGCCGCCUGUGUGGAUGGGAGCCUGGCUGAUGAAAGUCGUUGGCAAGUUCGCCUCGGUGUGUUUAGUCGAGCGAGUUCAAUAUUUGAACCUUACUACCAGGAGUUUAAAGUGAAGAAAAUCAUACAGCAUCCAGCGUUUUUGGCGAGCAGUUUGAAUAAUGAUAUUGCUCUUAUGUUUGUCGACGGUGUCAUUCAGGAGACAAAUGGUGUCAGUCCAGCGUGUGUUACACAGGAAAUGUACAAGGCAGGGGAAAAUUGCGUGACACUCGGAUGGGGAGUCAUUGCACACGGUUCAACAGAUACUUCAGAUAGACUUCAACAAGUAUUCAAGCCCAUUUUAAGCGCCGAUAUUUGUUCUCAGCAGCUAGGCGUCUUGUUUGACAGAACCACCAUGCUGUGUGCUGGGAAGGACGCGGGCGGAGUCGGAGCCUGCAAUAGAGACACUGGAGGCCCUCUCCUUUGUAAGAGGAAUGAUAAAUGGUACCUCACCGGUCUCGUCAGUUGGGGUUUCGGCUGUGGACAACCUGGAAGUCCACCAGUAUACACGCACGUGUUUGAAUAUGUCACUUCCGGCUGGCUUAACAUUAAUGGCGACAUUUAACGUGUAACAAAAAGAAAAAGAAAAAGAAAUUAAAAUAAAAAAUCACAAGCUCAUUAA